AUGCGUGGAGCAACCUUCUUUUCCUAUGCGCUGGUCGCACUCACCGUUGGAGUUACCGCCACUCCCGCUGAUGUUGAUGAGAAGAGAGAAGCCUUCGACAUUCCCGGUCUUGCCCUCGCUGCUAAGAUCGGCACCGUGAAUGACGGAAAGAUGUUCGAGGCCCGUGACGGUGCCGCCACAGACCCUAUUUUGGCCCUUCCUGCUCCCACCCCAGGAGUUCCCCAGGUCCUUUUCACACGCUACGCAACAGCGAGCAAGAUCUCAAAGGACCGCUAG
Drepanopeziza brunnea f. sp. 'multigermtubi' MB_m1 is the source of this 276-nucleotide messenger RNA. The record is from RefSeq and is a predicted model, not a curated record. NCBI's taxonomy places the organism in Eukaryota, Fungi, Ascomycota, Leotiomycetes, Helotiales, Drepanopezizaceae.